This is a messenger RNA of Rhopalosiphum maidis (corn leaf aphid), 2163 nucleotides long. RefSeq names its product EH domain-containing protein 3-like. The record is from RefSeq and is a predicted model, not a curated record. Gene Ontology annotation, biological process: endocytosis; endosomal transport. Gene Ontology annotation, cellular component: plasma membrane; cytoplasm. Lineage: Eukaryota; Metazoa; Arthropoda; Insecta; Hemiptera; Aphididae. The coding region runs from base 270 to 1934 and encodes 554 amino acids. The transcript is spliced from 9 exons. Gene Ontology annotation, molecular function: protein binding; GTP binding; calcium ion binding.
UUUAUCAGUAACUAUAGUAAGUUGUGUGAUGUAGUGCUAGCAAUUGCAUACUAUGAUCUCUCGUUAGAAGUCUCAAAACUCAAAGUACAAAUUCGAAAGUUCUAAUUCUGCGUUCAGUUUUAGAUAGUUUAUUUCUAAUUUUUUUAUGAAUAACCAAAAUGUUAAGCAUUGUUUCAAUUUAUUCUUUCAACAUUAAUUGUUAAUUGUUAUUUAUUAUACCACUAAAACAUUUUAAUUCACCUAUAAGAUAAUUUUUAAUUUUUAUAAAAAUGGGUGUACUCCCAUAUUGUUAUGUCCGCUGCUGUAAAGCUUUGAGUAAAAAUCCGAAUUUUACUAAGAUAAUUCACCGUUCGUUUUACAAGAAUUUUGUAAAAGAAGAUGAUACAUGUAUUAAUCGUUUAAAAAACAUUUAUAAAUCCAAAGUCUUACCUCUCGAAAAACAAUAUUUGUUUCACGAGUUUCAUUUGCCUCCAUUAACCGAUCAAGAUUUUGAUGCAAAACCCAUGGUACUAUUUGUUGGUCAAUAUUCUACUGGCAAAACAUCAAUGAUAAGAUAUCUAAUUGAAAAAGAUUACCCUGGUAUUCGUAUAGGCCCAGAACCAACAACAGAUAAAUUUAUGGUGGUCAUGGGUGGUGAUAAUGAACAGUCUAUACCUGGUAAUGCUCUUGUAGCUGACCCAUCUAAACAUUUUUCUGACCUGUCACGAUUUGGAAAUAAGUUCUUAAAAAAACUUAGUUGUGGAAUUGUGAAUACUCCAUUAUUGAAAUCCAUUACUUUUGUUGAUACACCUGGUAUAUUAUCGGGAGAAAAACAAAGAGCUCAGCGAGAAUAUAAUUUUAAUGAAACUUUAAAUUGGUUUGCUGAGCGGUCAGAUAUGAUAGUAUUGACUUUUGAUGCUAACAAAUUGGAUAUCUCAGAUGAAUUGAAAGCAGCUAUUGAUGUAUUGAAAAACCAUGAUAGCAAAUUAAGAAUUAUUUUAAAUAAAGCAGAUACAAUUGAUGCAAGAUCAGUGCUAAGAGUUCAUGGUGCACUCAUGUGGGCUCUCGGAAAAACAAUAGAUUGUCCAGAAGUUCCAAGAGUGUAUGUUGGUUCAUUUUGGGAUCAGCCUUAUCAAAAUGAUGUUAAUCGGACUAUGUUUAAUGAAGAAGAAAAUGACUUAUUUCAAGAUAUGAAAUCUCUUCCACAUAAUUCAUUUAUAUCCAAAUUGAACCAUAUUGGAAAGAGAGCAAAAACAGCAAUUGUACAUGCAUAUAUAAUGAGUGAACUCAAGUCGCGUGUUCCACUAUUAUCAAGAAUUAUAAACAAAAGUAAUCGUCAAAAUGAACUGAUAAAUAAUUUGGAAAAUGUGUUUGCUGAAAUCCAAGAUAAAUACAAAAACCUUAGUGUGGGCGAUUUUCCAGAUGUUGAAAAUAUGAAGGUAAUAUUAAAAGGAAAAGAUUUUUCUUCUUUCAACAAUUUAGAUGAAAAAUUAAUCAAUCGUGCCACAAAUUUACUGGAUGGAUUCAGUAUGGAAAUGACAAUGAAUGAAGUACAAGUACAAAGUAAUGUAAUUCCAUGUAAAAAUGAUGUUUCAACUCCUUUUAAUGCUAAAACUGAAGGGAUUGAUGAAGGCAAAUUUGAUCAAAGAUGGAUUGUUGAAUAUUACAGGGAACCUUUUGACAAUAUUUUUAAUAAACUAGCAAAGAAUGAUGGGAAAGUAAUUCGCACUGCUGCUAAAGAAGAAUUUCUAAAGUCAAAAUUACCCAAUUCAGUAUUAUCCAAAGUAUGGAAAUUAGCUGACCAGGAUGAAGAUGGUCUUUUGGAUUCUGAUGAAUUUGCCUUGGCUAUGUAUCUAAUCAAAAUUAAAUUAGAAGGCUCUGAAUUACCCGAUUCGUUACCAAAACAUUUGUUGCCUCCAUCAAAAAAUGAUAAUCCAAUCAAUAAUAUUUCCUAAAGAUUUAAGAUUUUGAAUAGGCCUACUACAAAAAAAUUUGAAUAACUAACACUGUGAUAUUUUUUACUAUAAAACAUUAUUUUAAUACUAUUAGCUGGAAACUUUUUAUAUAUUAAUAUUUAACAACAAAUAUUAUGAUGUAUUUGUGUAUGUUUGAAUUAGGUUUUAUAAUAUUCAUCAUUUAUUCAUAAUAUAGAAAAAAAAAGUUACCAAAUUACAGGAACCAACU